Molecule: messenger RNA, 1038 nt
Organism: Lottia gigantea (owl limpet)
Lineage: Eukaryota; Metazoa; Mollusca; Gastropoda; Lottiidae
Exons: 6
Source: RefSeq, a predicted model, not a curated record
AUGUCAAAGUCGGAGCCAUCAAGCCUAAAAUCAAUAGCUACUAUAAUCUGCAGUGAAGCUAUAUUAAACCUAUAUGAUGAUGGCAAAGGAGAUAGUAGAAAUUAUUUAAUUCAAACCUUAUUAUCAGAUGAUUAUGGUGACAUAGCCUUAUCAAUACUUGAAAGAAUCAUAAACUUUUACCCUUCAUUCCUGACUGAUGAAUUACUCUUCACUCUGAUACCGGAACUUUGCAAGAAAUUAAGACUUGGGAAAUGUCAGCAAAUAACAGGAUGCAAUCUGUUGAAAGUUGUACAAAAGUGCCAGUUGUUAGAGAUAUUUGAUAUAGGUGGAUGUGAACAGUUAAUGUUGCCAGCAUUAUUUAGUGUUCUUGGUGGAUUAUUGUUAAAUUUAACAACAGUUGAUAUUAGUGAUUGUAGAACUAUCACAGAUGAAAUUGUACAGGAUCUGUUAAAAAGUUCAAGAUCAUUGAAUCAUUUGAAUGUUUCAAACUCUGACAGCCUUACUGAUGAUGCCUUUCUUUUAGAUUUAGAAUCUCAGGAUAUGAAUCUUAUUAUUUCACAGCAUCGACGUAUUGACGUGUCUGGCGUGUUUACUGACGUGUUUGACGUAUAUACUGACGGGUCUGACGUGUUUACUGACGUACUGACGUGUGACGGAGACCUUACUCUUGAGGUACUUUACAGUGGUGAAUAUGAUAUGAGGUUACAGUUAACUGUUGAAGAUAUUGAAAUAUUGAAGAGAUAUGGUGAAAGUGAAACUGAAGUUGAUAUCUACACAGCUCACACUAUUCUCACUGGCAUGAUGUAUAACUUUCGAGAAGUUUCAACGGGGGACAAAUCAGGCCAUCGAUUGUGGAUUGAAGAACAACUUGGAUUUUCUCUAGAAAAACUUGUCCAAAUCAUGAUAGUGGUUGUUUUAAUGGCUGGAAUUUGUGCUUUAUUUAUCUACCUUAAGUUUAGUGUCAAACAACUCUUUAUAAUUGUCUUUGUCUUUCUAUUCUUCACAAGUUGGCUACUUACAUGGUACACAUUGUGUAAG